AUGGACCGCCACUCCGACACUGAGGAGCUCCUCUCGGAUGCGCCUCGCGCCCCCAAGACCUGGGUCUUCCCCCGCGCGGCGGCGGCGAUCCUGGGCGGCGUGGGCUUGCUGGGCGUUGGCUUCGUGGGCCUCAAGUCGUCCCCGGGACUUCGAAGCAAGUCUCGGAACUACCUGGGCCUUGAGGCAGUGGAGUGCUUCGAGCAAGGCAUGUUCUACACCAGCCCACACAAGCUGGACAGCACCGAGAGGAGCGUGGAGCUCAGCGCUGAGGCGUGCCAGACGCGGUGCCAGGUGGUGCCCGAAUGCUCUCACUUCACCUAUUGGCCGGAUGGAGGCUGCCUGCUCACCGGCGAGGAGUCCUAUGUGAAGGCGGCGCCCUUCAAGUACUCGGCCACCGUCACCGGCCCCAAGUUCUGCAAGGAGGCCAUCGAGGCCGCGCAGGACGCCGUCAGCGCCGCCGGGGAGGCCGCCUCCGGCCUGGACGCCCAGAGCUCCUGGGGCGCCUCCAUCCAGCACGCCGCGGACUCCGUGACCAGCGGCGUGCAGGGAGCCGCCUCCGCGGUGGCGGACGCGGCCACCGGCGCCGUGGGCUCGGCCACCGAGGCGGUGCAGAAGGUGGUGGCCACCGUGGGGCUGAACGGCACCGCCUGCUCCGCGUACCCCGCCUGCGUGUCGGUGGGGAUCACGGAGGGGGACUGCUGCCCCAACACCGACAAGGUCAGCCUCGGCUGCUGCGCGGGCUUCCCCAAGAUGGUCGAGGAGGUGAAGAUCGCCGCGGGCUCCGAGUGCACGUUGUUCCCCCAGUGCAUGUCCCUGAACAUCACCGGCGCCUGCUGCCCCACCCCGGAGGGCGUGCGCCUGGGCUGCUGCGGCCCGGAGAUCUGAGUAAGGAGAGCGCUUUAUUUUAAGCCGAUAGAUCCUGACCAGCGGGCGGGUGGGUCCGCAAUGUCGGCCCCCCGCUCCAAAUUAAUCAGGAGUUUCAAGCUGCAACGAUUCAGGGUCUGAUGGAGUCUCUGUGUGUGUGUGUGUGUUGUGUAUGUCCGAU
Molecule: messenger RNA, 1045 nt
Organism: Effrenium voratum
Lineage: Eukaryota; Dinophyceae; Suessiales; Symbiodiniaceae
Source: the annotation of a GenBank genome assembly